CGCGUGUUCAUUCAGUUUACUGGUAAAGUGAACAGUGCAGACUCUAGUCUAUUUCGCGCCCAAGAAACUGCUUCCUAUCAGGUAGACCUCUAGACAGGCCUGCCAGUGGAGAUGUCUAAAGCGCCAGAUUGCCCCGCAAGGACCCGCUCCAGAUCCAAGUCCAGGUCCAGGUCUUGCACACGGUCUCGUUCCAGAAGCCGCUCCCGCUCCAGAUCCAGGAAGCACCGCUACAGUUCUAGGUCACGUUCCCGCUCCAGAUCUCACUCUCCGUCCCAUGGCAGGAACUAUCCCACCAGAGACUACCAGAACAAUCGGGGUUACCAGAGGGGCUACAACCGUGGCUUCCGCAGACCCUUUUACUUCCGCGGUAGAACCCGGGGCUUCUACCCUCGCCAUGGUUACCAGAGAGGAGGUAACAGCUACGGCUACAGAGCCAACAACUGGCAGGGGGGGGGCUACCGGGACGGGCCGCCCCACGACCAGGACCAACACGGUCCUCACAGCCCCAGAAGAGGGAGAUCUCGGUCCCGCACGCCCCGGAAACGCUCCGGCAGCCGCAGCCACUCCAGGUCUCGAUUCUCCGACCGUUCGUCCUCCAGGGGUUCCCGACGGUCCCGGCGGCGCCACAGCUCCUCUUCCCGCUCCUCUUCCCCGCGGAAUCGCCGCAGCAGCCCCGGCUCAGGGAAGCCUGGCUCUAAAGAUGUAAAGGACAAGACUACGCCAGCAGAGGUCAAGGAGGAGAGGGGAGAGGCUGGGGAGCAGGCAGGGGGAGAAGGCAGCAGCCAUGAUAAGGCCUCUGCUGGGAAAUGGCAGGGUCUGAGUGACUAUAACACCAGCCCCAAACGUAGCAGUCCGGCUGUUGGUGCCAAACAGGGGAAGUCAGAUCCCAAAGGGUCAUUGUGGAGAACCAUGGGCAGCACUGGCAGUGUUCCCUCUACCAAGAGCCCACCAGGCGCCACCAAGGCCGGGCCGACUGCCUCCACCAGUGGGUUUGGUUUCUUUGGCAAGGAGGAUCCCACCAGAGCAGACGAUAAGACUGCUAUUUCCUCUGCUUUCAAAAAGUUCUUGGCAGAAAACAAGAACAAAAAGCAGCAGCAGGCGGCGGAGUGGGAGAAUGGCCAAGACGGAGACAGCAGAGAGAAAGGGAACAGCAAGAUUGGAGGAGGCCUCUUCAACAUAACAGCAGCCUCCUUCAGCUCAAAGGCCGAUAAGUCCCUGCCCUUCUUGGAAAGAGCCGAAGAGGCCUUCCUCAAGUCUCAGGCUGCUGAAAGAGAGGAGGAGGAGGAGGUGGUCAAGCCCAAAGGAGCCACCCUGACGACACGGGAUGUGUUUGGGAAGUGGGAAGACGAGCCCCAUUACUACCCCCCGGGGAAGGACGAGGAGAGACGGAGAGAUACGGCCGAAGACGUGGAUGAAGACCUGGAGCACAUGGAGGAGGAGCUCUACCGCAGCCGCAAGCAGGCCUCCAAGAAAGAAGAGAAGUCCAAGAGGAAGGAGAAGAAGAAAGAGAAAGAGAAGGAGAAGAGCAGCAGGAGGAGUCCAUCUCCCGUCAGCGCAGCAGUGCCCCCUAGGGGUUCAGGCAGCGGGGAGGACAGGCCCUUGGCCCUGUUCCCCAUCAAUAGGUUGGAGUCACACCUAGCCCGGCCCUCUGGGAAGAGGGAGGGCUUGGAGCACAGUAUCAACACAUUUGAUGAAAUGCCCAGCUCCUCUGGAAGUCUGACUAAGGAGCGUGGUAUGUCCAGGGAUCUGGUGCAUCCCAGUAAGAAAGAUUCCGGACAGUUCCGCUCCAUUUUCCAACACAUACAGGCUGCUCAACUCCAACGCAGCCCCUCCGAGCUGUUUGCGCAGCAUAUUGUCACCAUUGUGCAUUACAUCAAAGCACAACACUUCCCCUCUUCAGGCAUGACUUUAAGUGAGCGAUUUGCCAUGUACCAAAGAAAAGCAGCUGAGAUGGAAUUGAUGAAACAAAGGAAGAGUCCAGAAAUCCACAGGAGAAUCGAUGUCUCCCCCAGUGCUUUUACCAGACACUCUCACCUGCUUGAGGAGCUGGAGGAUUGCAGCUACAAGGAUCGGGGUAGAACAGCAAAAACUGACCCAAUGGACCUGCGUCUGGAUAUAGAGCGCCGUAAAAGGUUUUCUGGGAAGGAGCCUGGGCAACGGGACAGGGGCAAGGGCUCCCAAGGACCUAGCCAAGAGAGGUCCUCAGAGAAAUCUUCCAAACGCCACAAGAAAUCAAAAAAAAACAAGAAGAAUCGUGAUCGCUCUCCGUCCUCCUCCUCUUCCUCCUCCUCUCCCUCUCCCUUCAGAGGAGGGUUUAGAGGUAAAGACCACAUGAUGGGGGAGGAGAUGGAGCAUAUGGACCAGGGCUACAGUAAGCCUCGCUUCGGGUCACGCGACUAUGAGGGCCCCAUGGAUAGGGGUCCGCCCCGGGGCUAUGAGGGCCCCAUGGAUAGGGGUCCGCCCCGGGAUUAUGAGGGCCCCAUGGAUAGGGGUCCCCCUCGGGAUUUUGAGGGCCCCAUGGAUAGGGGCCGAGGACGUGGAAGUGGUGGAGGUUUUCUUCCCAGACUCAGAGGAGGAAGGGGCUGGAAUAGGGGCAAUUACCAAGGUAACACAAGCAGCAAUGGCAACCCCCCUCCUAAUAUGAACACUGCCCCCCCAGAGCGCCCUCCAGAUGAGGACUGGGACCCAGAGUACACCCCCAAGAGCAGGAAAUACUACUUUCAUGAUGACCGUGAGGAUGAGAAGACCUGGCUGGAGAGCAGUGGCCGAGGGGUCUUUCCCCACAGCAGGGGUCGCUUCAUCUACCGCAAGGGGGGCAGAAGCCCAAACAAGUGGACUCAUGACUUGUUCCAGACUGGGGAGGAGGGGGGCGGGAACAAGGAGGAGGAGCACCACACAGAGAUGGACCAGAAAGACGACAACCAGGCCGCCGUAGACCCCUCAGCUUCCUCCAAACUGUAGUAGAGGACUAGGCCCUGUAACCUCUCUUGCUCCUCCUCCUCCAUCCUCUUGCUCCUCCUCCUCCAUCCUCUUGCUCCUCCCCUUGCUCCUUCUCCUCACCCAUCCUCUACCACCAGAGCUUUCUGUCCAUUUGUGAGAGGUCAUCUGAUCCUCUGAGAUCAUCUCUGUGUAGGCUAUAGGAGCCUGAACCCUGGUUACGUGCCUGGCCCUGCACACAGUCAUAUCAGAAUGUACAUGAUACACUGGUCUUUGUAUUGUUGAGCCAGUGCCACUUUCAGUAAGUUGUGAAAGAGAUGUUGAAUUGAACUUGAAUUAAGAGCAAUACUUUUUUUCUUUUUUUAAAUUACUACCAGUAAUUUGUCUUUGUUUCUGAGUGUUUAAUUACUACCAGUAAUUUGUCUUUGUUUCUGAGUGUUGAAUUACUACCAGUAAUUUGUCUUUGUUUCUGAGUGUUUUUUAUUAACUACCAGUAACGUGUCUUUGUUUAUCUGUCUGUAUUUGCUUAUUUGUUUUGCGAACAGCUGACUGGUUUUCAGUUGUUUUCUGGGUCUGCAAUGGUGACGGUAUUGCAGCUACAUUGAUUUAAAACUUCAAGGACAAAGUAUUUCCCCUCUUAAGACAUUGAAAUGACAUGCAUUUGUGCCUUAAAGUUUAUAUUCAAACAUGGUGAUAUAUGUGCAUCGCUUUAAUUUUGUGCUAAUUUUGUGCUGUACUAGCUAACGCAAGCCUUUAGCUAAACAGUUGAUUUGGACAAUGAUAUGUUUCUGAGGGUAUUUGCAUAACCAUUUGGACUCGAACCUCCCCACCCCAUUGGACCAACCUACUCUGGGUACUGAACCUCCCCACCCCAUUGGACCAACCUACUGUGGGUACUGAACCUCCUCACCCCAUUGGACCAACCUACUCUGGGUACUGAACCUCCCCACCCCAUUGGACCAACCUACUGUGUGUACAGAGAGAACUCCCCAUUAGAGUUUCUCACAUACAACAGUAUGUCUUGCCCCAUUUAAGAAUUCUUAAUCAUAUCCUAAGCAUUCUCAUUACCGCCAAUACUUCUGCUCUCCUACUUUUUGGGGGGUUGAGGUUUUGUAUGUGGUCCCCCCCCCCCCUGUUGAUACUGGAUGUUUUUCUGUUUUUAAAGCAUCACAAGGAUUUUCACUGUAAAAUGAAAGGACUGUGACAAAAAAUUGUUUGUUUCAGAGUAAAUUAACUAUUUAGGAGGAAAAAUAAAGUAAAUUAUUGUUUUUGAUGCCUUUAUCUUGGGAGUUUAAACGUUUAAAUAGAAUACUGUAUGUUUUAAUAACAUUUUUGAAAAUGGAUCGGUUUAUGGGCUUGAGUCAGAGUCCUUCAGUAAUGUUCUUUAUCAAAGGGUAAACCUGGACUGUUGAGGUUUAUGGCGUAAGAUAACUGAAGUAGAGAACAUUUCCCUGUAUGUGGCAAAUACUGUCAAAGUAUAAUUGUUGGUGGAGUUUAAACUGGUGAGUAGGGUUUAGUGAGGUACUGGGCCGCUUUGUUUGGUCUAUCCAGACUGUCCUGUACUGUAGGACUGUGAUUUACAUUUUUGGUUUUUAUGCUACAUUUGAAUCCGAAGCUAAUAUUUUCUGUUACUUCAGAGCAUUGAACUACUCUUAUAUGUUCAAUAAAUAUGUUCUCCAGUUCGCUUGAA
Salvelinus namaycush (lake trout) is the source of this 4627-nucleotide messenger RNA. RefSeq names its product thyroid hormone receptor-associated protein 3-like. Gene Ontology annotation, cellular component: mediator complex. The transcript has 11 exons. Lineage: Eukaryota; Metazoa; Chordata; Actinopteri; Salmoniformes; Salmonidae. Gene Ontology annotation, biological process: positive regulation of transcription by RNA polymerase II. The coding region runs from base 112 to 2961 and encodes 949 amino acids. Gene Ontology annotation, molecular function: DNA binding; transcription coregulator activity. The record is from RefSeq and is a predicted model, not a curated record.